ACACACCUGUGAAGCAAUCGUUGAGGAAAAGGGCGAAUCAUCUUCCAGUCCUGGAGUCAGAACAGGACAUGCCUAUAAAUGCCAAGCCUUCCCCACUCACUCCAUUGCUCUCUGUGAAGCAGCCAGCUUUCCUCCAACCUUCUCUGUGACUGAGACAUCAAGAUCAGCUGUCAAGAUGGAAAAUUGUUCAAUGCAAAAUGCCCUGAAGAUCAUCGUUGAUACCUUCCACCAUUAUUCUGCCCGGGUUGGAAAUCCAGAUGCCCUGAACAAGAGGGAAAUGAGGCAGCUGUUGAACAAGGAGAUGCCACAUUUCGUCAAGAACGCCAAGGAUCUGCAGGAUGUCCCAAAUCUCUUUAGGGAGCUGGACACCAAUCAAGAUGAAGAUAUUGACUUCAAGGAGUUCGCUGUGAUGGUAGCACGUUUGACCAUGGCCACCCAUGAAAAGAUGCAUGAGAACGCAUGUGACAAGGACCAUCACAGCCACGGGCCUGGCCUUGAGGGGCCUCCAAAGGGCCAAGGGUGUCCUAAGUAAAGCAGUGGGCAGUGACACUGAUGGUGGAGAGGCACGAUCUCCCUCCCCUUCACACCCACCUUUUCUUCUACCCAUAUACCCAACCCACCCCCAAUGAAGUGUUUUGACUCCAAAGAGCCAAAAGAAGGAGGGCAAAAAAUAAUAGGGAAAGGGAGUACAGGUAUUCUGAUGACCUGAUUGGGGACAAUAAAGUUUUACUUUGAGUCA
Dromiciops gliroides (monito del monte) is the source of this 739-nucleotide messenger RNA. RefSeq names its product S100 calcium binding protein A9 (gene S100A9). The transcript has 3 exons. Gene Ontology annotation, molecular function: calcium ion binding. The record is from RefSeq and is a predicted model, not a curated record. NCBI's taxonomy places the organism in Eukaryota, Metazoa, Chordata, Mammalia, Microbiotheria, Microbiotheriidae. Bases 176 to 532 code for a protein of 118 amino acids. Gene Ontology annotation, cellular component: cytoplasm; extracellular exosome. Gene Ontology annotation, biological process: endothelial cell migration.